This is a messenger RNA of Ostreobium quekettii, 819 nucleotides long. NCBI's taxonomy places the organism in Eukaryota, Viridiplantae, Chlorophyta, Ulvophyceae, Bryopsidales, Ostreobiaceae. The record is from the annotation of a GenBank genome assembly.
AUGGGCCCGUGCCGUGCGCAUUGGCAAGACAGUCGGGGAUUGUGGAGCAGGAGGAGGACCAUGGCUCUCAGGUGGGCGCUGCUGCUGGCCGUCGCGACCGCCGCGCUGGCGGGGGCCUGGGCUCAGGACGAGCCCGCUGCUCCGCCCGCCUACCCCACCCCCACGCCGAUCCCGCCGGCGCCCGCGGACCCAUGCGCGGGGUACAAGUGCCCGGACUACGACGUCAUCGACGUCGUCAACGGGGACGUGGAGAUCAGGAGGUACACGCAAGGGAUGUGGGUGAAGUUCCCCGUGCCCGGCGACGACUUCACCUUCAUGGCGGCCUACGGAGACGAGAAAUUGAGCAGCUUCUUCGAGGGCUCCAACUAUGAGCAUAAGGAGGUCGAGAGGUCGACCCCCUUGAAAGUGGACUUCGACGUGUGGGACCUCAGCUCCCAGCGGUACUCCUCCUACUGGGUGCCCCUGGAAGAAGAGACCCUCCCCCCGGCCGCCGUGCCUCCCACCCGCAUCGACAAGCACGGCGAGACCUUCAUCUACGCCAAGAAGUACAAUGACACCAUGGACUUCAGGACUGUGUGCAAGCACAUCGCCGAGGGCAUGGUCGACCUCACUGUGGACGGGAAUCCCUUCGAGCUGAACAAGGUCUCCAUCGCCAUGUACUCCUACCCCAAGGAGGGCGGCGGCGAGAGGCAGUCCGACGAGAUCUGGUACACCAGGAGCUUCAAGAAGUGGGACAGCCCCGAUGUGCCCGUGCUCAGGGAUGAGGCGGCCUCGUUCGGCCGGGCUUUCGAGACCGUCCAGCGCAAGAUGCUGAAGUGA